GCUCAAUUGCAUCUCCUCGUGCAGUUUCCAGUGCUUAACAUUUCCGAUCCAAUCAGGGAUGAGCACUUGGUGAUGCGACAGAAGGAAUUUAUCUUUUGCCUCCAGCGAAACUUACUUAGCCCUCACGUAAGUUUACAUUGUUCUGGUGAAAUUUUAGCCGGGAGGAAAAGGGGAGAAGAAUUUGACCUGUCGUUUGCUACAGUUCUGAAGUCCUCCUCCCAGGUCUUCAUAGUUUUUUCUUACCAAUAAUGGUUACGCGACGACUGCGAACUACCGCUAUAUUGCUACUCAGCAAAUUUAUAAAUUUAGGCAUAUCUAAAGGCGGAGCUUGCAUUCAGAAACCAUUAUUUAGAAUACUGAAUUCUUUCAAGUCGUUAGUUUAGCGUUCGAAUUCUUGACAAAGGCAACGUGGACAUAAAAACGAUCUCUAGACUAAUAAACAGUUAACAGACUCUUGCGGCAAACCUCUGUGCCCUGCUGCUGGAUGGAUUUAAGAAACUGGUCUGCCAAGUGCUACAAUCAAUUAUACAUUCAGAAAGGGAAGCAUCCUGAAAGAGUUUCUAGUUUGUAGGCUAGUUUGUUCAAUACUCGUUCAGAUCACCUGUGUUGUCAAAACUUGUUUCAUUAAAAAAUCUCCCAGAAACCUUAUAGGCAUUUUUUUAAAAGAGCUUUAUAACUUUGACAAUUUUAUACGUAGAAGACUGACAGACAACAACAAGAUAAAAUUUGCCAUAAAAUAUCUUCCCAUGUCACAUCUAAGGUAAUGACGUCAUCAAUCACGUGACUAUCGCCGAAUUAGUUUUGUGACAAGAUUUCAUUAACGAGUUAAAAACAAAAAGGAUAUUUGAGGUUUUAGAUGUGUUCGGCUUUUAAAAAUAACCAGUUGACGUCCGGCAUUUAAAAUUUAAGGAGGUAAUGCAGCCUAGUCCCCAGGCGUUUUCGGCUCGGUCAUUCCUGGACUCUACCAUGAGCUGUGACGUCACAGAGAGAUACUCGCCGAGUACGCCUAGCCAAUAUUGGCAGAUCAAAUAUGGCGGCCUUUUCUGUCAGGUUACUGCAACUUCAGCAGGUAGCUGAAAAUCCGUCUUUGGAAGUUUAGGUUUCUUAAAUAAGGAUCCGCAAAACCAAGUUUUGUUCAACUGAAGCGGACUUUCUGAACUUUCACGCGCAGCAACUUGUAUCAGACGAUCGAUGAACUUCUUUCUUCAAUUUGUGCCAAUGAAUCUCUACACGAGGAGUUCAGGUUACAGACUGUCGUCGAAACCCUGUAAACGAGAAAACAAGGCAAACGUGCAUAUAUUGUCAAAACAUGCUUCGUUACGGCAUUUCUGGGCAUCUGCAAGCAUUUGCUAACGUUUUAAAACGACACAUUAAAAGUGUCUCUCCGAAAAAAAAAGAAAUACAAAAGGUAGGUGCUGUCGGUUUUGAUUCAAUUCGAAAUGUAUAUUUUUUUUACUAAAGUGGCGGUUUCCAACGAAAAACGGCACAUCCUUCUUCAGCUUUCUUACGUUUCUCACGAAAUACAGAUAUUGAGUUCCUACAUGGGUGUCUCGAUACCGCACUUAAAUUUUUGACAGCUAAAAUUGUAUAUAGUACAUUAAGCUUAAGUUUUAUUGUUAGAUAAAAGGUUCGAUUUUCAGUGUUUAAACAUUGAACCCUGGAGGAUAUAAACGAUACUGUGUAAACCCUACUGGUAUGGUUAUUGAACUGUUGUGUGCCUAUAGAUAUAUUCAUAACUUUAUAGAGCUAUUGUUGGCAAUAAGCAAACCCUACUUUAGGAGAAACAGAUGUCACAAUGAAUUGCACUUAAAAACCUGCUUUAUCUAACAUUGCAUUUUUGAAUUGAAAGAGUCAUGAACUUGGACAGCAGUUAUUCCUUUCUUCCCUUCUCUCUCUCCCUACAGGCUUCUCUUCCUCUGCCAUGCCACCAGAGUUUGGUUCCUUUGAGAUAUGUCCAGAAAUGCACGCAUUGGCGAAAAUGGCAAAAAUGGCAAUUAAUCGCCAAAAUCGCCAAACUAUAAAUAAAAAUUCAAAUGAGAUGGCAAAGGGGCCCUUUGCCAAGUGGCGAUUUCGGCGAAAAUGGCGUAUUUGGCGAAAAUGGCAGAAAUGGCAAUUAAUCGCCAAAAUCGCCAAACUAUAUAAUAAACAAAAAUUCAAAUGAGAUGGCAAAGGGGCCCUUUGGAAAGUGGCGAUUAUGGUGAAAAUGGCAGAAAUGGCGCUUAAUCGCCAAAAUCGCCAAACUGUAAACAAAAAUUCAAAUGAGAUGGCAAAGGGGCCCUUUGCCAAGUGGCGAUUUUGGCGAAAAUGGCGUAUUUGGCGAAAAUGGCAGAAAUGGCAAUUAAUCGCCAAAAUCGCCAAACUAUAAUAAACAAAAAUUCAAAUGAGAUGGCAAAGGGGCCCUUUGGAAAGUGGCGAUUAUGGCGAAAAUGGCGUAUUUGGCGAAAAUGGCAGAAAUGGCGCUUAAUCGCCAAAAUCGCCAAACUGUAAACAAAAAUUCAAAUGAGAUGGCAAAGGGGCCCUUUGCCAAGUGGCGAUUUUGGCGAAAAUGGCGUAUUUGGCGAAAAUGACAGAAAUGGCAAUUAAUCGCCAAACUAUAUAAUAAACAAAAAUUCAAAUGAGAUGGCAAAGGGGCCCUUUGGAAAGUGGCGAUUAUGGCGAAAAUGGCAGAAAUGACGCUUAAUCGCCAAAAUCGUCAAACUGUAAACAAAAAUUCAAAUGAGAUGGCAAAGGGGCCCUUUGGAAAGUGGCGAUUUUGGCGAAAAUGGCGUAUUUGGCGAAAAUGGCAGAAAUGGCAAUUAAUCGCCAAAAUCGCCAAACUAUAAACAAAAAUUCAAAUGAGAUGGCAAAGGGGCCCUUUGGAAAGUGGCGAUUUCGGCGAAAAUGGCGUAUAUGGCAGAAAUGGCAAUUAAUCGCCAAAAUCACCAAACUGUAAACAAAAAUUCAAAUGAGAUGGCAAUGGAGCCCUUUGGAAAGUGGCGAUUUCGGCGAAAAUGGCGUAUUUGGCGAAAAUGGCAGAAAUGGUAAUUAAUCGCCAAAAUCACCAAACUGUAAACAAAAAUUCAAAUGAGACGGCAAUGGGGCCCUUUGGAAAGUGGCAAUUUUGGUGAAAAUGGCGUAUUUGGCGAAAAUGGCAGAAAUGGUAAUUAAUCGCCAAAAUCACCAAACUGUAAACAAAAAUUCAAAUGAGAUGGCAAUGGGGCCCUUUGGAAAGUGGCGAUUUUGGCGAAAAUGGCGUAUUUGGCGAAAAUGGCGGAAAUGGUAAUUAAUCGCCAAAAUCACCAAACUGUAAACAAAAAUUCAAAUGAGAUGGCAAAGGGGCCCUUUGGAAAGUGGCGAUUUCGGCGAAAAUGGCAUAUUUGGCGAAAAUGGCAGAAAUGGCGCUUAAUCGCCAAAAUGUCAACAAAAAUUCAAAUGAGAUGGGAAAGGGGCCCUUUGGAAAGUGGCAAUUUCGGCGAAAAUGCCAGAAAUGGCGAUUAAUCGCCAAACUGUAAACAAAAAUUCAAACACGAUGGCAAAGGGGCCCUUUGGAAAGUGGCGAUAUUGGCAAAAAUGGCGUAUUUGGCGAAAAUGGCGGAAAUGGCGAUUAAUCGCCGAAAUCGCCAAAUUAUAAACAAAAAUGCAAAUGAGAUGCCAAAGGGGCCCUUUGGAAAGUGACGAUUUUGGCGAAAAUGGCGUGCACUAAUCUUGUAUCUUUUUAUCAGCCACAAAUAAAAAAAAAAAUUAGAGUGCAUGUUGGCCUCGUUCUUAAAACGUGUUUUGGCAGAAAUGGUAAUUACUCGAUGAAAUACCUAAUUUGUCAAGACAAAUUGAAAUGACAUAUCAAAGGGUCCCUUUUGAAAUGGCUAUUAGUAUAGGUAAUAGCAUGAUUUGUAGUGAUAUUUGGCAUAAAUACCAUGAGUGAUAUUUUGAAAUUGUUGUACGUAAUUUUACGAGCUGUUAAGCGAGUAAAAUUUGAGACAAUUUUGAAAUAUCACAAUUGGUGUUUAUGCCAAAUAUCACGUACUGAAUCAUGCUAUUAUUUGUUUAUACCACUACCCACAAAAGGUGUGUAAUUUUCACAUGUAGGUAUUUCAAAUUAAGCUGAAAUACCACUGCUCUAAGCCAAUAAAAUUGCAGAAAUUUCUCAUGUAGUAGUAUAAAUUGCCAAAUAGUUAACCACAUAUUAAUAUAAAAAAUGUUUCCAAUAGUAUAAUUGUACACUAAUAAUGACAACGCUACUGUAACUUAAGUGUCAAUAAUCUGUUUUUAAUGCUUUUACCUUUAAUUGAUAACCUCUCGUGAUUUGAAAUUCGUCCCAGACAAGAGUGUUUGGUCGGGAAUUACCACUUAUAACUAUAAAUUUCUUGCUCAAUUCAAAUCGAAUGGCCAACGAGUUGUAUUCGAUUAUCAGUAAAUGGUAAUCUUCGUAAUGUUCAUGGCAACGUUCUUACCAAAAACUCCAAGAUAGGUAUCCUUAAUUUUCCCGGCUUGUAGGCAUUGUUUGAAUAGCGACAGUUCAACAUUAUAUGUUAUGAGGAAUCCAGGUUGAUUCUUGGCUACGCAUUCAGAUAAUUAGAUGGUCCGUAUUGCCUUGUAUAUCCAUCCUGUUUGUUAUAAUGGCGUUCAAUCGUACAAGUAUAUAUAAACGAGCUGGUUCAUUGCAGUUUCACAGAACAUGAACGUGUAAGGUUUAGUAGUUGUUAUAUAGACGCAGCGGCCAUGUUGAAAUAGUCGAUUUUGGAUAACUACUUUAUGUAAGUGGAAACGAUUAGUGUCAUUCCCAGCCGACUUUGGUGGUCACUCUAUGUAAGCAAAACGAUUAAUGUCGUUCACAGGGACUCUCGGGCAAUUGUUAAAAUAGAAGGUAAAAAGGCCGGGUGACGUGUUUCGACGAGCAUUAGCAUUAGCAAUUUAAUGGAACACAUAUUGUACUGAGAAUUGGUUUGGUGGUCUCAGCGCAAAAAAACAAUACAUUUUCUAAAUUUCUGGCCCCACCUCAUAAAGCAAUGAUGGGACACAUUUUUUAAGAACGAGACAAACAUGUACACUCUCUUUUUAUAUAUCUAGGUUGAUGAAAAGAUACAGAAUUAGUUUGAAUGGGAUAUGUUUUAUGAAAGAGACAAACAAGUUAUUACUUUGAUCCAAUGUUUAUGUUCAAUAAAUGCGGUGAAGUAUUGGGCACAAGUGACAUUUCGUGCAGGUUUACAUAAAUCGGAAAUAAGCGAAUUCACACAUUUCAAAAUGGCGCAUGCAAGCUGCUGGACAUUUCGGCUUUCGUUACUUUUAGGGGACCGUUUCUCUAAAGAGCAAAACAAGUAAGUGCGAGAAGAAAGUGAAGAGUUUAAAACGACGGAAGAAGAUAAUGUGUAUAGUGGAGAACCAAAAAAGAAUCAAGGGCACACAAUGGUUAUCGUGAAAGCAUCUUUUAGCCAGGAACCAUGCGUUUAGCAAUCGCUUUUGAUUUAAGGCUGCCUCACAAUUUAAUGGAACCAAUGUGAAGAGAAUUGUAACCAGUGAGGAUUGGUAAGGUCUACAUCGAACCUCAAAAGUUGGAGUGUCCAUGGCAAGGAAUUAUUAUGAUUUCAAGGACUUGGUAGUUCUCUCCUCGAGUAAUUAGGUGACUUGUAUGUCUUUGAAAUGAAUGAACCAUACAAAAGCAAAUGAUGCUAGUGUGAUAUUUCAGCGCAUCACAUCACUUUUGGUAAGUCAAGCGACAUCGAAAGUAAGGAAAUGUUUACUUAACCUGUGAAGUACAUGGCACAAAUACAUAUUAGCUUAACUGAAACGACUUCCAUUUGUUGUUUUCAGAUAUAUUUGAUUCACUUGUAUUUAAUAAAAUAAUGUUGUUUGACAGUUAGGUAAAGCUGUUUUGUCAUAUAUUUGAUUCAGUUGUAUUUGAUAAAUGUUGCCUCACAGUUAUUGGGGCCUCUUAUUAGGCAAGUAAUUUGAACUUUUUUUUAGUACUGUUGCCUCACAGUUAUAAGGAUCUCUUUAGUUAUCCACUUUGAAGGGGCCACUUUUGGCAUCCAAUUUGAUUAUUUUGCCACAUAUCGCCAGCCCUCUGGCAAUUUUUGCCAAUUUCGCCAAAAUCGCCAUUUUCGCCAAAAUCGCCAGCCUCCAAGGGGCCACUUUUGGCAUCCAAUUCAAAUCGCCAGAGGCUGGUGAUUUUUCGUCAGUUUCGUCAUCGCAUGCAUGGCGAUUUUUGCCAAAAUCGCCAGCCUCCAAGGGGCCACUUUUGGCAUCCAAUUCAAAUCGCCAGCAGCUGGCGAUUUUUCGCCAGUUUCGCCAUUUUCGCCAUUGCAUGCAUUUCUGGACAUAAGUGGUUCCUUUACCAAUAAGGAUUCUCAUUAAAAUACCUGAAAUUCAAUGAAUUAAAAACAAAAAUCAUUUUUAAGGUAGAAAAUUAACCGUGUUAAAAGGGCAUGUACUAAUGUGGCUGUUAAUUAAAAGAUUGGAACCAUUUGUACACCAUAUAAAGAAAAUAUUAUUAUUUUGCAGAUCUAUAAAUGGUAUCUUAUUGUAUUCGUCCUUUAAGCUCUAUAGUUUCCUUUAGGCCUCCUCGACAUUUCUUCCUACAUAUUUUUUGGCAUUUCUUUGUAAUUAUUGUAAUCGUGUGGCAAAUAAAUAAAUACAAAUAUGCCUGCAAUAAAAUGCACUGCCACACCCCCAUUAAGCCCACCCCUCCCCUCUUUUUCUGCCUGUCCAAAUAUAAAACCCACUGGGAUCAAAAAAUGAAAUAUUGGCAGUUUAUAAUGAGGCUAUAAUAUGCUGUUAAGGUUGCCUAGUUUACAAUUGCUGUGUACGUAACAAUAAUGAAAUAAUUGGAGUUUUUCAAAUAAACAAAUUUAACUAUUCAAUUUAAUUAAAGUAAGAAUUACAUUCCCAGGUAUACAAUAAUUAGCUGAAAGAUUGCAUAAGAAAUUAUUAUUAUUGUUGGAAUUAGCCUUAGUGUAAAAACAGUCUGUGAUAUUAUCAUAUAUAUGAUACAUUGCACAGUUGUACCUAUUUUUCCAGUCUCAGCUGUUGACUGGUCUUCAUUGAUGGAAUGUUUGGCAGUGUCCUUGUGUCCUUUCUUACAGAACAUAUAAAAGAAGGAUGAGGAGAAUAUCCUACAAAAUCAUUAAAUGCGUUGUAAACAAAACUCUUAGAGUACACUUUUAACACAGAAAUAUUAUCAGAAAAUAACACAUUACACAAAAAUAGCUUCAGGCUUGCCCUAGAGGUCAUUUUAUUUCCAGUGGCUACAACUCACUUCUCCAGAUCUUCGAAAAUACCAAGUCAUAAUUAAGUUAAGUUAUAGUACAAAGAUAAAGAGGAUGGGCACGAGGCGGACUUUCGAAAAUAAAUAACGUCUCUCUACUACAUACGAUCAUCAUGGCGCGUACGAAAAAAUAAUUUUAAUUAAGGAUGCGUGCAAAGCAUCCCAUUGUCGAGUCGACAAAAAAUAACAUCAACUUUUCAUGAAAAUAUGUAUUGCUUUUUACGGUUGUUUGGUUUUAAUAUGCACAUGCUGAAGUAUUUUAGCUACACACAUUUAGCAUACAUUCUUCUGGUUGAUGCCAAUCGAUCGAUGUCCGUUAAAAAAUCCAUCGCGAUUAGCAAAAUAACAACCUUAAACGUUAAUAUACCACAAAGUUAGGACUUACCGGCAUUUCUUGAAACUUCCAUGCCAUCGAGAAGCAGCUUUUGCAAAACACAGACGUUUAAACUUGAAAAUUGUCACCGGGGGUAAAAUUGUGCUAAAAUCAGGGGUGUUUUGCCAAUAUUGGCUAGGCGUUCUCUCGCCCGUUCUCUCCCGGACUUCCCGAGGACGACGGAUCAAGAGAGAACCCUAGGGACUUAAGGCUGGGGAUAAUGAACAUGCGCGAAAAAGUCUGCAGACUAGGCCGAGGGCUGUAGAGACUAGAGAGUCAACCUUUCAUCACACGGCAGAGAAAAUUUGCAGGAAAGUAACGUUGUACCUGAUAAUUUUUUUCAUGACCAAAAGAGGGACAUGACGUCAUCAGUCACGUGAUCAAAGCGUUUUCAAUGUUUAGUUCGUUUUUAAAGUACCUUUUUUGUCUUAAAUUGGCAAGUUUUUGUUGUUUUUCUGAGCAAUUCUUUAAACUGUAUUGUCCCUGAGUAAUUAUUAUUCCAUUCUAAAAGCAGAAGCAACAAAAACUGAGCCAGAAGUUUAAAAGUUGCGUAAAUUGACCGAUAUUUCAAGUUAAAAUCGAAAAGGGGACCUACUUUUAAGGCUUUUGCACAAUCCUUUAAACUUAACUGUUUGUUUGCCGAAAUAAAUGUUUUUAAACGUUAAAACGUUUGUUAAUAAAGGAGAACUUUCAAAGCUAACAGGAUGUAUUUGGGGUGGGUCCCAUGUCGCUCGUCUGAAUUUUAAAGCGUCUCGUGUCGGUGUUUAUAAAUGCUUCACGUCGCUGUCGGAAAUUGGGGAAAAUUCUUUGUCUUUGUCGGAAUUUUAGAAAAGGGGGAUAGCGAUGCGUUGUAAAGAAACAAUUACAGUUUCGCGUAUCGAACACAUAUACAUCGUCAUUCACAAUUAAGUGAUCCACGUUCAACAUUUUAAGACUAACUGACCUUAUAAAUCGUGAAGGCACGGUGGUCUACUCUGUGAAAGCGGUUGGAAGCUCGGUGGUUAGGUUACCUGGUCCCUGGUCCCUCCACCGUCGUCACCGUCCGACAGAGGUCGACAAGGAUAUCAGAAUUUCAAGGGAAAGCAAAGCAUACAAGAGAUGUAAAGCGUGCAAAAAAUUAAGCAAUGUGACGGACAACCGUGUUUUCCUCGACCGAUGGAAAGACACCUUACGAGCAGGGAGAGAAUUGUACGGUCAUACUGUUCAGUCGGUAGCCGCGCGAUUGAUAGUUCAUUUCAUAAAUUUCUUGAACGUUCCCCGGCACGGACCAAGCCUGGGUUUAUUGUGAGCUUUACGUCUGGCUUCGAUCAGUUAAAGAUUUAAUUCUACAAGGAAACCUAAAAAUCGACUUGAAAACUGUCAAUCACCAUAUAGAAGGAAUAUAUACUUCUUUUAACUAUACUUUUUACCCUUCAUUGAGGCGGUCCAGUGGUUAGAGGGGUUAACUUUCGCCUCUAAGUGAUUCAGAGAGACUCUAAGGUUCAAAUCCCCUUAAGCAAAUUUUUCGUAACCUUUUUUUUUCUUUUUCUUUUUUACUUUUUUUUACCUGUGUGGUGCAUAUAGCUAGUAACGUAAUGUGAUUAAUAAUAUACACGAAAAAAUUGCUCAUUUCUGAUUGGCUGAGAAAGGAGUGCAGCUCUUCUGUAACACGAGUGUAAACUUGUUACACGAGUACAAAACUUGUAACACGAGUGCAAAUUACAAAUGGUUUCUGAUAGGCUGAAAGCACAAAAAAACCCACCAAGAACCAAUCAGAUUAGAGCUGUUUUAGCAACAAAAUUCAAGAAAAUGGCCAUGGUUUUCAGCAGACGGUGACGGGAUUUAAUUUUGUACGCAAAACAACAAAAGAAAAGUUAAAAAAAUAUUCCAAAAACCCGAACACAGUAAAAAGUACGUCUUUCUGGCUAAAUGUAUUGAAAAUGCGGUGCUAAGAGAAAAAUACCGUCAACAAAAUCGAGGAAAAUGAGCCAGAGAAACUAAAAAACAAGCUACUUAUAACAGACUACGCUAAAGUAAAAAAAUAGAGACCAAAAACGGUGGCAACCACACGCAAACAAUGACAGCGACACUUUUCAAGCAUUUAAAUGAAGAAGGAUACAAGUUUUCCAUGAUAAUAACAGGGAUUUCAAGUCACGUACUUUAUUUGUUGGAGGAGAAAGGUGUUCGGUUGCUCUCUUUAAGUCUUUGUGGAGCAAAGACCUCUAUUAAAACAUCCAUGCUAUCGUCUGUUUUUCUCUAUCUCAGUGGCAAACGAAACCGAAAAUUUAAACAUCUAGUCUAAAUUAAGCCAAUAGGCGAAAAUACCAUAACAAACAUAACGAAAGUAUCCGUAGCUGGUACUAGCCUUAAAAAAGUGAGAAAAAAGUUUACGAAUCAUUGUACAAGAAAAACAACAGUCAGGAAGCUGAAGAAAGCAAAGCUUGUAAGUUCAGAACAUAUCGCCAAUGUCACAAGUCACAGAGGUAUAAAUUUCCUUAACGACUACGAAGCCGACUCUUGCAGUAGGCUAAGUGAAAUAUUGAAAACCCCAGCGCUGAGAAAAAGCAAAUAUUAUAUUAAUACUGGCAGUUUCCGACAUCCCAGAAACUGUGGCUCCACUUACCCAUCGAUGGCAGCGUCGGAAGAAAACAAAUUGCCUCCUUCAUUUUCGGGUUUUAAAUCUCAAAAAUUUCUGCAUGAAUCCAGCCAUGAUGGGGUCUCAGGAACAGACAAUGAUGAACAGUCGUUAAAAAACCUUAGCAAAUGUCUUUCAUCUUUGGCUGCUCGAAGCGUUCUCCUGAUUUCAAAACGGCAGUAUACUUCUUGUAAACGCUUCUUGUAAACGCCGAGCUUUCAUAAUCGAGGAUGAAUUUAAAACACUUACUUUUGCUGAUUGUUAUUGGGUGGACUAGCUCGAAUGGUUCGUAUGUUCCCUUCUAGUCCUUUCCCACUGCAAUAAUUUUUUUUUCCUAGUAUGUAGUUAAUUGUUCUCUUACGUAAUUUAGCUAAGUUUUUUUUUUUUGUAGUGAAAAUGGAAUAAAUUAAAUUAACCGAGUUGUCUUUAACGGGCUGGUGACCAUAUAAACUCAAUCCUUGCACAUUUCCAAGUUCUUACCUGAAUGAUUUUGAAAGCGUCGGCCUUGAAAAAGUUUGAAUUUGACAAAGGUAGUAGCCUGUUUCAGCCAAUCAGUUGAAUGAACUAAAAGCGCGCGCGUUGUCAAAAUUUGUUGUUGUAGUUACGUUUUUCGUGUGUAUUAUUAAUAAGUAAUCACAUGAUUGCUUAUUUAUUCCAAAUUGCACUCGAAAUCAUGUGAUUACCUAUACAAAGCAAAGUUUACAGGAAUAUAAAAAAGGCCGUAUGUGUCAUAGCGUAUCUACCGGUAUUUUUAGUAAUAUUAGACACUCUUAUCAUUACCCAGUUCAAACGUCGAAUUUCACAUGUGCCUAAUUUAAUUCGAGAGGUAGUAACUGCUUUGAGAUGCGGCGUCUGAAUCAACUUGAAGAUUUAUUAGCUAUUCAGCUUUAUUAAAAACUGAAUCAUUGGAUAAUGCAAUUCUAGCAUUUUCAUUGGCUUAGCCGUUAUGGUAUAUGAGCUAAUAUACCAUGUUCUCCAUAUAUGGUCGGUGUACGCGUCAGUUUAAAAUUGGAAGCUAGCUGAGAUUUUUUUUCGCGAAGGAUAGAACGGCGCCCGAAGCAAAUCGUUUUAAUUCAUUUCUUAGAAUACUAGAAAUGCAAUUUCAGCGCAAGAAAAAAGACAAAAACAAACAAAAAAGCCACAAGAGCUUGUCUGAAAGUUUGUCGAAAAACACAUGAAAACACAUGGAACUAAAGUACCUUGACCAGCUACGAAAGAAGACAAGUGUUGUUUCUUCAUGAUCGCGAAGCCAUUCUUCGCCGAUCAAGUCACUCGCCGAUAGAUAACUGCAGCUUGUUUAUCCGACAUCAAGAAUAUAAAUCAAAAGUAACCAGCUACAAAUACAGGCUAUGCAGCCAUUCACUAGAGCAAUCGAGGCGGCAGUAUAGCUUCUUUUCUCGUUCAGCAAAACCAGCUUGUGGCUUCAAACAACUUCAUAACAAGCGACCGAGGUAAUACCGGUAGUUUUUCUCCGUUGUUCUUACUUUUAUAACUGCACCGAAAAUCCAAAUUCAUAGUAAUUUCGACGGCUGUCACUUAAAAAUUCCUUUCCUUCACAUUAUCUGCCAGGUUUUUUAAGCUGUUCUGCUGUGUAAAAUCCUAGAAUCACGAUGAGUUUUUAAAAAACUAAUGUUCAUCGCGACAAUGUUUUGAUUUUUCAUUCAUGCAGUCUAGGCGAGUCCGUUCGCGCGUUGACAGUUUUGAUAGACGUGUGACAUGUCAAUAGCGGAAGUCCCUUGUCUUUUCCGGUUUGUUCUAGUCGGGGCAAUUCAACGAGAUUUUGUGGGCGUUUUUAAUAAAACAAUUAUUCCACUCGGGCUUGUUGGAUAUGAAAUGAUUAUAGCCAACUCGGCGCUAUGCGCCUCGUUGGCUAUCUAUCAUCUCAUAUCCAACGCGCCCUCGUGGAAUAAUUGUUAAUUAUCCAGGUUAUACAUUAUGUAUUUUGUGAUUAUUAUAGGACGGCUCGCAAACAUUGCCAUUUUGACAGCCAUUCCCGACUAAUAAACUUCAAGAUCAUAUUUCUCCUUCGCCAUCGCGACUGAUCACACGACCCGACUCAAAUUAUGCACCAAAAAACAAACAUAUUUUAUAAUUCACAAGAUAGCUUUCGUGCCAAAAUACACAGAUACAAUUUUCCAAAAGUUCAGAUAAGCAACCUACCGUUGGUCCUUAUAAAAUCGGUAAAAAGUGUAACAUAAGAAGUGCACGCGAAUGACAGCACACAGGUAACCCAGUCUCUGUGAUAGUACCAGAGUACCGUUCCAGUAAAACUACAGUGUUUGUAUGGGGUAAAAAUACGAUCCUAACAUUUUUAGGAAAUAUUGAAAAAAGGUCAGUGAAACUUACUCUGCUUAACAAAUAGAUUCCAUGUUGCCGUGCGUCUGUAAUAAUACACGAGGUAGGAGGCGCGAGAUGCCAUCUUGGCCGCCAUCAUCCCUUUCCAACACAACUUUUGUACACGAACUCCAACGGAAAAUAAACAUGCUAGGAUCGUAGAAAUAAGAUGGCAUCAAAUACAGAAACCAAUGAGGCUUUCUCGGGUAGAGAAACGAACCUCGCAGACUUUGACAACUCGGAGAAUAUAGUCCGAAAAGGCCGAGAAACAGCGCGCCGAAGUAGUCGGACCAGAUCAACGCGCGGCCUAGCAAAUGAGGCCUGGGCACUGUACAAAUCAAAUCGAUCCCGGGUGUCCUGGGUUGAGCUUUCUAGGGACCGAUACAUAGCUUGACAAAAGUUAGCCUCCCACAGGAUUUUGAUGCAAAAGGCUUCUAUAUCGGAUGCUAUCCUAUUUCUACGACUCUAGCAUGUUUAUUUUCCGUUUCAGUCUGAAUUUCAUGGAAAACGUUGUGCUGGAAAGGGAGCAUGGCGGUCAAGAUGGCAUCUCGUGCCUCCUACCUUGUGUAUUAUUAUUGUAUAGAGAGUGAAUUUGAACAAAUUGUCACGAAACUUCGUUGGAGUAUUAACUACAACAACAACUACUUGCAGAGUAAGUUUCACUGACCUUUAUUUAGUAUUUCCUAAAAAUUUUGGGAUCGUAUUUUUACGCCAUAUCCUGAAACACUGUAAUUUUACUGGAACCGUACUGAGGUACUAUCACAGAGCCUGGGUUACCUGUGGAAAGCACUGGUGGGCGGUGAAUUUCUGUAGAUGCGAAGAAAUAAAUUGUUUUCUCGACACUGAUGAAUAUUUAAAAAAUCCAGUUUUUUUUCCUCGUAACUCAAUGGCCUAGACUCGGUUCUCGCGUCUAACAGCCGAGAAUCAAGUUUCGAGUACUUUUGAACUUUUACUGUAGCUUUAGAUAAUAUGCCUUUCGUGCUUUUGCGCACACUGAAAGCGUGUUACGCUAUUUCGCGAGCAGCUGUUGUUUAAAAACUUGAACACGCUCUUUUGUUUGACUUGCUCGCGCUUAAUUGUCUCAAACGUGUCCUCUGAAGCAAAAGAAAUUGCUAAUGACGCAAGAUGGCAAGUGUGCUAAAGCGUGUUGUUAAAAUAAAUUCUUUGUUUUAAAGUUGAAGCGUGUCGAACGAGUGCUUUCACCUUUCGCAUCAAAAUCCUGUGGAGGGUCACAAAUUAUCGUUAGAAAAAAAACACGAUAUUAAUUUCUUUUUUUAAAUGAAGAUAUGAUCGUCGCAUUGGUAAUUGCGAUUUAAGAUAUUGCAAAUUAACCCCGAAAAAAAUUUCUGGACUUCAACGGGAUUCGAACCCAUGGCCUCAGCGUUUAGCGCUGCAGUGCUCUAACCAGUUGAACUAUGAAAAUUAGAAACGCGGAGCCGCCGUGGGUUCGAAUCCCGUUGAAGUUCCGCAACUUUCUCCGAGGUUAACCACUCUAGGGCUUCAACUGCAUCGGUAGCAGAUGAGUGGAAAGGUCGAUUUAAUAUAGUUUUGGCAGCCUUGUUCUGCAGAAGUUGUAAAUUGUUCAUGAGUACGGCAUUGUCCUUAUCCCCCCAAACAAUGCCGUCAUAAUCAAAGUUCGGGAGAAUGAGCCUGUUAUAGAAAUGAAUUCGCCCAAUAUGUGGAAGCAAAGACUUAGUCUUCCUUGAAAGGCCUAAACGUUGAUUUGUCUUCUGUGGAAACUUAUUCAAUAUGCUCCGUCCAGGUAAAAUUUGAGAAUAAAGUUACAACCAAGUAUUUAAAGCGUCCAACCCUCCCCCCAACUUUUUUGUCAAAUACUGAGACAGAUAUCGGUGGUAGCACGCAAUUUGCGAUCGCUGCCGAUAAGCAUGGACUAGGUCUUCUCUAUAUUAAGUGUAAGCUUGUUUUAAGUCAGCCACAGAGCUAUCCUCUGCAGAACUUCAUUCAGAGUAUUCUCAAGAUCUUUUAUGUUAGAGGAGUAGCAGUAUAAAACAGCAUCGUUCGCAUAAGGGGAUACACUACAGUGAUUGACAACAGUAGGCAGAUCAUCUAUGUAAACAACAAAAAAGUAAAGGCUCCAGGAUUCUCCCUGUGGUGCACCAUAAGUAACAGGUAGAGAAAGCGUGAGGGCCAGGAUUUGAAGCUACAUCGUUAACCAGACAAACAAAGUGCUGAAAUGGAUUUGUAAGAGCUAAACGGUAUAGCCAGUAGCUAACACUGCGCGUUUCGUAGAAGUCAGUUGAGACUUAAAUCUGAGAGAUAGUUGAAGGCUGGGAAGGCCAGAAAUGUAUUGUUUAGGCUGAUUUACUUCUUUAGAAGUAUAACUGAUAUUCUUACCAUCAUCCAGAGUAGAUGUUGUGCCCAAGAUGACCUACAACAAAAUAACGCAGAAAUUCAGCCUGCUGCUUGACCACGUUGCCACCGUCAUGUUGCACUACGUCAUUGACCCAUAUUGGCAUCUCCCUAGAUAAAGUAAAUUAUGUCCAUUGUGUAAGUCAAAUGAAGUUGAUAAUAAACCUUUUAACGUAAUAUUUACUCAAGGCCUUGGCAGACAUUUUUUAAUCAAAUCCAUGAAACGAUACCUGAAAUUCAACAAAAAUCAACAUUACAAACUGCAGGUGAUAACGGUUUACAGAGUGUCACAGUGCAAAGAGUAGGAAUAGAUCAAAUUAUCCCUAGUGAUAAUAAAGUAGACAUAGUUCACUGACAGGUACCGUGAAGUCCGAAAUAAGACUAGUGCAGAAAACGUGUGCCUAGAUACGCCUUUUUUUAAGGCUGAGGGUUGUCGCAUCAGGGACCAUGCGAAAACGAUAGUAGAGUUUUGAAGAUCCAAUGACGUAAAGGCAGCGAGAAUAAAACAAUAGAUUUAAUAAGAAAAACAUCAACUCUGCACGUGCAUCGCACGUUUUUGUUUAUUUCUUUCCCGUUUUUGUACGACUACGACGUGGAAAUGUCUGAUUUCGCUUUCGCUGAGAACGUAAACAAGCAACGACAAAGUUCUAUUUCUCUUUCUGAACUUGGAUAUAGCCCCUAGCUAGCUAGCUCACUGCGUGAAAUAAGUAAUUUAGUGGAAUUUACAGGGCCACGAUACUCCCAUGGCACUUAGCAAAUCGUAUACCGACACGCGAGGUGUCAUGAAACGCGGCGUUUCAGAGAGUGUCCGUGUCCCCGAUACCUCUGUCGUGAAAAAUCAGGACAAAUCGUGGCCCGGACACGUCUUCUGCGGUGUGUCAAGAAAUAUACGAGCUCUGAUUCUUAACGAUAUCAGUUAGCCAAAGCCAUGUCGACUUUCGACCGUGAGGUAAAAUGGCAUGAAAACUGAAAUUUAGGAAAAAUUAAACUUUACCUAAUAAAAACACAACUAACUCAUUUACGCAAACUUUCCAAGGUACGCCAAGGUUGUUAAAGAUUUACGCAUUUGGCUUAAAGGUUGAAUGAAGGGAACAUAAGGUUGCAACAAUUUUACGCUCAUUCUCUUACGCGAGAUAUGAAAGAUGAGUAACUGUAAGGUUGCCACGUGCACUCUGAUAGCAGGAUCUGUUUUCUUUGUUGUUUUUAGCAUGACCGAAGUAGUUUUCACACCGCUAACGAUGAGAAUCGUUGGCUUGUUGUUUUUGGAGAUCUUGUAAUUCUUGUUCGGGUGACUGGAAGGCAUUGUUAACAUAAAUGGCCCGUCACUUACUCUUGAAAAAUAAUACAGUGUCUUUGUCACAACGAGUUAAACGAAAACAAAUUCAAAACAGAGAGAACAUGCGUGAUAACUAUUUCCUCACUUACGAUGAACGACAGACGGCAUUCUCGAAAAACUAUGGCUACUUAAUUUUAACGGAGUAUUGACUAACUUUCUACAAACACUACAUUGUUUUUUGAACUGCCUUUAUCGCUUCCCGGGUAUCGCUUCUGUCAGGAGAAGAAAAAGGAAGAAAACCUGGGGGUUAUACGUUCGAAUGAGGCCUGGAAAUGAAACAAUACAGCAAAGCAACUGGUCAGCGGGUAUUCGCUUUGCACAUGCUCUUUCAGGUUCCGAUUUGGCGUCCAUUUUGAAAGUGUGAAAUCGAUCGUUUCGAUCACGCCAACUUGUUUGAUUUCCCUCAGAAGUUUGAGUCCAUAAUUAUGCUUCUCGAUAGCAUCACAGGACAUCUGAGGAUUGUAACACAUUAUCAUCGAACGUUCAACCUUCAGUUGUCGAUAGAUCUUAAGAGGCAACCCUUUCGAUACAGGAGAGUCAGUCAAGCAGACUGAGAAUUUGAACACCGAAGUAUACUAAGGACUGUACUACUAAAGCGCUCCAAGACUCAGGAUUUUGCUGGAAAAUUAAAUAGCAAGAAAAGGUAAGCUGCCCUGUUUUCAAACUAUUUAAAUCAUAUUAAGUUUUCAAUGGAAUCAAUGUUUUAUAAAGGAGCUGUGGCACGAAAUUUAUCAAAAUUUAAACAGAUGAAACCGCCACCAUAUUGACUGAAACAUAAAAAUAACUACUCACAACAGUUGAAGAAGGUAUAAACAAGACAGCAAACGCAAAAGGAGGCUCAGACAGACAAACUUGAAGAAGAUUAAAAUGGAUUACAAUUGCUGGUUUGCACUUGACGUCACAGCAGCCAUAUUGGUGGUGUGUUAGGGUAAAGAACAAAAGCAUUUCUCUCCUCCAGGAACUAAACCCUAUUUUCAUGUAAAUUCUUAAAAAAAAAAACAUUCUAUUGUAAUGACCUCCAACACACCACCAAUAUGACCGCCUUGUCACGUGGUUCCAAGCCAAGAAUAGAGGUUUUUGAAAACUUGUUGGCCGAAAGUUCAUUCUUUUUGCCUGUAACUUUGAUGAAAAUGUAAUGCUUCGGGACAAAUUUGUUUACAUGAAACAGUGAUAUUUGAAGUAAUAUUUCUUCACUUACACUAGGUUCUACUGAAGAUCGCAUAACUGAGUAAAAUCUCGCAUUCUGAUUGGUUAACGAAGCGAGGUAUUUAGUGAGGAAUUGCGAGUUGAAAACGAGGCUAAGCAAUAUUGUUUCGCAUCUACAUGUAGGUAACAACUAUCGUCAAAUUCUAACACAACACAACUGCAAAAAAGGUUUUCUACAAUGUCAUUUUAAAAUGUUUUCAAAACCAUUGUCACCUUUUGAAGAGUUCAAGACAAACAAAAGCGUUUUUAUAGUGAGCCGGACGUUCUUCCUUGUUUUGAACUGAACUACAAAUUCUCGAAGAGGCAUAAAAAACCUCUUUCGCUCACGACAACGAGAAAAGAAGAAAAUCUUGUGAACACGGCCCAGAAAAUGGCCAGCCAAAGUUCAACCAAACAAAACGGAGAAGCGACAACAGAGGAAGUGCCGGGGUUGAUUGUCACAUAAAUUAUACAGGAGAAGAAAUAAAUACCUUCAAAGACGACAUGGCCCCUGAGUGAAAACACGAAAAAGAGUACGCCGCUUGCAAUCGUCCUGAAUCGUGAUACUUAGAAAAGUACAAAACAGAGCUGAACUUGAACAGCAUUUCUAAAACAUUUCAAGGUACUUACCAUGAUUGUAUCAAUCGCGACGUUAAACUUUAAGUGCUUUUGCUUGGACACUUCAUUUCUUUCAGUUUUGCCGCCGAAGAGGUAAAAGGUGUAUAUUAUUUUCCUUCUCGAGCAAAUGACCAAUUUGAAAAAAGAUGAUAUAGAUAAACGGCUCGUAAAUUUAGUGAAAUACCUCUAUUUAUUCUUAAGAUUAGUGUGAAGCUUGUUUACAUGUAAAAGAGAUUGACAACAAAAUGUGAAAACAAGCACAAGGUACAAAAAAAGUUGUCCAAGGGUCAAACGUGUACGACUGACCUUGCUUCCUAUUCGCUAACGCAAAGACAGCUCUGACAGCUGACAUUGAAAUGGCUUCCUGGAGCGCGCGCUCAGGAUAAAAACAAACAAUAUUAUUGCCGUUUUUUUUUUCUGAUUUUAAUUUGCGAUUCAAGGAAAAUCCAUUACCUGACGGGGGAAUUCCACGUUAAAUUGCACUUGAAAACCGAUAUCACACUCAUUGCUGCGUGAUUCAUGCAAUAUCGGUUUUCGCGUGCAAUUUAACGUGGAAUUCCCUCAUCAGGUAAUGAAUUUUCCUAUAGAAUAAGGACUUGUAAUUGGCAUUAUGUACAACUAAAACUUUGCUUGUCCAACCAAGAUGGUGUCUUAGUGAGACAUUAUGUCCUUUUAAGAGAAAAAAAAAUGUUCACAGCCCUGUACAGUGUUAUCAAGAAAAUUAGGACAAAGACAGUAUACACAGUUUGUUCUUAGAAAUCAUACAUUGCAAGCUCAACCUACAGAUUAGUUAGUUAUCUGCUGGCAGAUAGACCUUUGUAUGAAAUUGUCCACCCGAACCUCAUCCUCAUUUCUUUGCGUUUGCUCAAUAGAGCGUAAUGCGGGAAAGGUCUAUUAGUGACUAAUCUGUAGGUUGUGUGCACGGAGGGAGGUGGGGGAGGGAAGUUCAGCACGCAUUGUUGUUGGUUAAGAAUUUACACAGUAAUGCAGGUAGUGUCGCUUCGAUUUUGCGAGGACAAAUACGAUAUGUGAGAAAAACAAAAAGGCAUGAGAUACAUUUUUUUCAGUUAUUGAAUAUUAUUCUCUUUGCUGGUUCGCUUUUCACCUCUGAACUACCACACAAGGUGACUGCUUUGCAAGUUGCGAAAGUGUUUUUCAGUCCGUUUAGUGUACGAUCCCCACGAAAAUUUAGGGUUUGAAUUUUAAAUUCAACAUUAGCUUUUAAACCCAACUCUUCUAUUUUUGACCUUGCUCGCUGUGUAUUUUCAACUCGCUUCAUCAAAUUACAGUUACAUAGUAGAACUAUACAAUUUUCAACUCAACGCUGUGAAUAAAACUAUACAUACACUGGACAAAUUUUGCUACAUUGCUACUUUUUAUAAGCUUGAAUGCCUGAGCCAAUACUUGGUGCAUUUUUCUACUUACCGAGUCACAUUUCAAACCCGACCAUGUAUAUUUUCAACAAAACUUAUGAAUUUUUGUUUACACUACAGUGAUCAUUGAUCAAGACCAGGGAGCCUCCCCCCCCAUACAAGCCUUUGUCGGAGUGGGUGGUUCUUUAGUCCAUUGUGCUUUAAGCGCAAGUGUUUGCCUGGGCCUUCUCACAUGUGUAGUGUUCAUUUCAAGUGAUCUGUAAGGAAAUUUUUGAUUGUUUGAUUUGAUCAGAAUCUCUGAUUGCCUGAUCACAAAAUUAAUACAGUGGCCAUAAAAAACAGUCCAAAGACAGUUAAGCUCAUUCAAAAGGUAUUACUAUUAAGGGAAAAAAUACACACUCCAGUCAAAAGACUCAUAUUAUCUUUAGAAAAACAAUAAGCUAAAGUCUACUAAGUCCCAAUGCAAUUAUCUAUAGUUGAUGCACCUCAUUCUUAUAAUUUUGGAUCUGUAAAUCACUAUCUGUGAUAAUUUAAUAUCCUGCAAAGAAAACUACUAAAUGAGUUAGGCCCAGAAUGAUACAACAUUGCAGAAAAACAUUACAUUACAGGACUAGAGAAAAUCGCUUAAAAUAUUCAAAUCCAGAAGGCCCUUUAGAGAAAAUUAGAACCCUUAUUCAGCCGUAAUAAAAAGCUUUAUGCUUUAAAAGAGGUCAAAGAAAAUGCUCUUGCGUCAGAGGACAAAUCCUGCCGACCAGAAACAAAAACCACAGUAAAUCAAUAUGUGUUCCAUGACCUCUCAGUGUGAAACAAGUGCCAAAAAUCACAUUUGUUCAGUGAAAUUGUAGAACCUUCCAGAGCAUAAUCUACCCAGCAGGGGAAAAAAACUUAUUGGAAUGAGCAAUAUUUUGGUAGGAGGAAAAAGUCGUUUUAAUAGGCCUACCAACCAACCCCUUUUAUUGCUGUGCACUCGAUAAACAUGCUAUGGCGGAUCCCAUGCCAGCCACGAUAGAAUCAGGUAAAUCCCACUAUUUACAGUGGUGCGAUUUGAAUACCCCACUCGAUGCAUGAAUCUGCUGUAAUCACCCAGCAUGCAAAGAAAGUAGUGUCCGAUAGCCCGGGGCUAGUGGAUUUUGCUCUCAGACUAGUGAGUAGGGAUCGGUAGGGAACCCGAUCAUGGGAAACGGACCCGAUUAAUUUUCCGAUUGAUCGGAAUCGUUACCGAUCUGUAGGCACCAGUUGCCGUUUCCGAUUACGAUAAAAACUUUGCCGAUUCAAUCGGAGCCGGUUGACAUUCCGAUGUUCAUAUGUGUCAUCGUCAUAUUAUUUUAUCUGAUAUGUAAAAUGAAGCGUGUCACGAAACCAAAUAAUGACAGAGUCGUUUCACUUCAAAGCAAUUUCAAUCGACUGUACCUUUUUCCUACUCCAUAACAAAUAGCAAUAUUGUAUGUUUCUGCAUGUUGUUUUUCGAGUUUGUUGAUUUGAUGCGUGCCUAUACACGUGAUUUUCUGCGUUUUGCAGAGGUAUUUCCUUCAGUCGAUCGCAAACACCACGCUGCUCCAUAACAUUUAUUCUAUGAAAAUUAAAAGGAGUUAAAUAUUACGACGCAAAACACCACUGUUCUUCGUUGAUAUAUAGCAAACAAAACACCAUACUGAGUAGUGUGUUCUUUACUCGAUACUAAUUUCUAACAAUGCAAUCCAAAAACACAACCGGAACUCACUUUCUCGAAACACAGCUGGAUUCAUAGACUUGUUACAAGUAGACCUCAACGGGUUUCCUAGCGAGCGGAGCGAGAGCAAAACCAUGGAUAAUGUAAAACCACGGGAUAAACUUUUACGAAAAUUUGCUUCUUUCAUUCAACGAUCCUAAACGCAAGGUGUAAUGCGAUCUGAGGCAAAAAUACCGACCAAUUAGAUUGGGGCCUCAGAUUGUCUCAGGGAAUUGGCAACAGGAACUGAAAGAUUCCCACACUCGCGAGUCACGGAAGACACGAAACGAAGUUUCAUACAGGAGCUACCAAAGAGAGAAUGGCUUAGCGACUUUGCUGUAUGUUCUGUGAGCUUGAGCAUGGUGCCACGUAAAAUUGCUUUCCACUCUCAGCACUUAGAAAAAAUUGCCCUUGACUCUAGGUGGCUGACUGUUUGACAAAAAUCAGAACCUAUUUUACCGGAGUGUUCAACUAAAGUAAACUGGCAUACAUCCGGUAAGUUCGACUCAAUUUAAUAGCGGAAAGACAAUCGAGAAAGAGAAAACCAGUUGAACGCCUCCAUCAGUCACUUUUUUGAGUUCAUAUGCAACCAAUAAACAACUUGCAGCUUGAUUCUCAGACGAUGUCCUCUUCUCUCCUGUGGCAAUUUAGCAGUUAAAGUACACAACAUGAUAACAACAUUUGCAUUUUGGUCGUGGAUGUUCUGACUUCUAUUUUUUUCGUUUACCGUCCUAAACUGUUUAUUCCUCCAAAGAUUCCUAUAAUCAUGCGUUUUGGGUUCCGGUUAGCAAAGGCUCAAGCUAUUUUAAAAUUAUCAUUUUUUAAAAUUAUCACAUCGUACACUUGCAAUGUACAUUGCGCCGUCUUUCACUCAAGAGAUGCCUGUUGUUUCUUCUCGUGCCCAUUUUGAUACACAAAUUUAAUAUUUUCUGUUCAUACUCUGUCAUAGGAAAUACAAACAAAUGUUCGAAACCGUGACGUUAAAUUUCGGUUCAAACAAGACACAUUUAUAAGAAAGAUAAGGUUAUAAAAAACAACAUUCACACUUUUGCUUUUGCUUUUGUGACGGGUUAUUUGAGCUGCCAGAUAUUUUUGAUGACCUUUGUUAAUUGGCCCGAUAAAGACUUGAGACCCGUUGCCGAUUCCCUUUCAUUCGGUGCCGAUAAAAUCGGGUCCGACCUUCAACGGAAUCGGAAAAAAUCGGUGCCCAAUUGAUCGGCAUCGGUAUGACCCGAUGCCGAUAUUUGGACGCGUUCCCUUAUUAACUUGCCCAAUGGGCAAGGGAAGUUUUUUGAGGAAUUCAAAUUACAGAAGUACUGUCAAAUCAAUCUGCUCAUCAAAACAUUUUUGGGGCUAGUUGAAAUGAUGUUUGGGCUAGUAAAUGUUAGCUUCAGCUGUAAAAAUGACUUUCUUUGCACCCUGUCACCAUACUGAUAGGAAUCUAAGCAAGUGCAAACUCUGCCGCCAUGUUUGUGCAAUAUGCAUGAAGCACGAUGGACUAAAGAGCCACCCACCCGACAAAGGCUUCUAUUGUCUUGACCCAGGGAGGCUCCCUGGUCUUGAUCAAUAAUCACUGAAGUGUGAACGAAAAUUCACAAGUCGUGUUGAAAAUACACAUGGUUGAGUUUGAAAUAUGACUCGGUAAGUGGCAAAAUACCCUGAGUAGUUGUUUAGGCAUUCAAGCUUAUAAAAAGUAGCAAUAUUGGAAAAUUUGUCUGGUGUAUAGUUUUAUUCAUUGCGCCGAGUUGAAAAUUGCAUGGUUCUACUAUGUAAUUUGAUGAAGCGAGUUGAAAAUACACAGUGAGCAAGGUAAAAUAGAAGAGUUGAGUUUAAAAGCUAAGGGGCACGAGCAUACAAGCGUUUUCUUCUAAAGGAAGAGUGUAAAAUUUUGAAUUCAGCUAUAAAAUUCAAGUACCGAGGUUAGAGUUUUAAAUGAUGCAUUUAAAAUUGAAACCAUGAAUUUUGGCAGGGAUCAUACGCCAUAAGCCUGACUUUGCCUCUACCCCCUGGUGUGCACCAAGUAUGAUUUCUAAGAGGAAUGUCAAACUGUGUUCCAUGCAAUUCUGUGUUUGUCCUUGUUUUUUUGAAAACAAUGCAUAAUGAAACAACUAUUAGACUUGGUUUUUGUGAUAUUUGGAAUAAUCAAGGUCUCAGUAUGUGUUAUCAGCCUCAGCCUUCGGCUCAGCUGAUGUCAUUUAGUCAAUCCUCUUCCUUGAUUAUUUCUGGAUAUCACAAAACCUCAUCCCACACCAUUUAUUGUUUAAUAUUAAAAAAGUGAACUAAGACUGUAGUGGCACAGCCCCUGUACAUUAAUUUGUAAAUACUCAGUAUCUUACAUUUCAAUGGGUAAUUAAGGCAGCAGUGACAGUUAAAAGUAAUUAAGUGAACUUCAUUGAUUCCUGAUUUUCCUUUCAGUACUAGGCAAACAUCUUAGGAGCACUAUGCAAUAUUAUUGUGCAGGUUAGUGACACUGGGGUUGAGGGGUUUGUACCAGAAAAUAGAAGAAAAGUCAAUGUUACUGAGAAUUUGUAAUUAUUAACAACAAGUGCUGAAAAGAAAAUAGAAUACCUUAUUAUUUAUUUGAUAAAGUGCUCAACCUCAAGUAACUGCCCACCUCCAAUAACCCUCCACCUUAUAGGCAGAAAAAAAAUGAAUUAUCUCCUAACCUCGAAUAAGUGCCUACCCCAUACCAGCUAGAUUGAAAAAGACUAAGUUCUACUAAAUUAAGAGACCAAGUUUUCUUAGUACAGUAUUUUAAAGAAAUUUUCAAUGAACAGUUAAAAAUCUGCUUUGGAACUCAAACAAAAUUACUCUAUCUCCAACAAAAUUACUUUUGGUGAAAACUUUGAGAAUUCAUUAAACACCCAGCCCAAAUACACAUAAUUAUUAAAGUGACCAACUUGAAUAAUAACCCACUCUCAAGGUGCAAAACUUUAGUGAGUACCCAGGCAAGGAACUUAAUCAAAUAAAUAUGGUAUUUUGUUUUUGGACCUCUUUAUUGGAGUGGUACAUGCAGUCGCAUUUUCCAGUAGGUGUAGUGCUUGAUUUAUAAACACACAAGCUCUUUUAUGAAAACUGCAUUGACAAAAUAGAUUUGCAGUUAUUGAGAAUCUAUUUUAUACCAAUACAGCAUUACAUUUCAUUUCACCCUUCAUUAAUUCGGCUUUGCUUUUUCAAAAACACUGUAUCGCAGCUCCAGGUUUUGUCCAAAUUACGUUUAGUUUAGAUAAUAUUAUUUUGAACUACUGUGCAAAUUAACCUUUUAAAAAAAUAAUGUAUGAAAUAGCUGUACGUAUGAUCUGAAGAUAGUUUAUCUACAGUGUAUAUGUAAACUGCUUUUAAUGGAGCUUUUUACUGAUACAGCAGCCAUAUUGAAUUAAUUCGAUUUAAGGAGUAUUAUAGGAUGCCCUGGGGGCAUGAGCACAUUUUAUUUGUAUUUUGGAGUGCUUUUCAGGACAUUUUUUCGUAAAGUUUUCUUAGAAUAAGAUUGUAAUGGGAAAAAAGAUUCUUGUGCCCUGUUUGGAUGUAAUAAUGAUCGCCUUUUUCUAGUUUAGCAUUAGAAAUAUGGUCUUUCACCGUAUAUUUCUCGGGAAAAAGGUGAUCAUGAUUACAUCCAAACACGGCACAAGGAUCUUUUUUCCCAUUACAAUCUUAUUCUAAGAAAACUUUAAGAAAAAAAUGUCCCGAAAAGCGCUCCAAAAUACAAGCGAAAUGUGCUCAUGCCCCCUGGGCAUCCUAUAAUACUCCUUAAAUUGGAUUAAUUCAAUAUGGCCACCGUAUUGGUAAAAAGGUCUAUUAGUACCCUUAUUUUAUUCGGCUGUUGAUAAUAAUAAUGUUAUUGAGGACAAUCACCUGUCUUUUUCCUUCAAUUCCCAAUUUAUUUUUGUGCAUGCCUCACAGCAGGUAUGUCAAUGCCAGAAAUUUCAAACCCAUUGAAUUUAUUGGGUGGCAACAAGCUACCUUAAACUUGAAGGACACUUUGGAGGAUUCUUGCUGAUCUCAGCAAGACUGUUCUUUGAAGUGCAGUGCCAACUCAAUCCCAGAAUUAUUUAUGUUUUUUCAGUUAAACCUUUAGGUCUUCAGAAUAGUACCCAGUGCUCCAAAACAAAAGGGGCAACUUUUACCCCUUCAUCUUCCACAAGUAGUAUCUUCAUGCCAGAUGAAGAUACUAAGUCUUGUUGACUUUACUUGUUGUUGAUCUCUUGUUCGAUGUCCACCCUUUUGUCACAAGGACAUGCAAUAUCAGUGAUGAGGCAAUUUUUGUUCUGUUGGUCCACACACACGAUGUCAAGGCGAUUGUGAUCCAGUUUCAUUUCUGUUUAUAUACAGAAAUCGGAAAGAAAUUUGAAAGUCUUAUUAUCCUUAAAAUCACAUGAUUAUUAUCAUUAUUAUUGUUGUGGUUGAUGAUGUUAUUAUAAGCAUGGGUAGUAAAGAGGUUCAUAGACAUGUACAAAAAUAAACUACCUUAACCACUAUUUUGGGCUCUAAUUUGUUGUUAUCGCUCACUUUUUUCAAUGACCGUGCUUUGCAGAUUUUAGUAAAACAGAUGAAGGUGCGAACAGAUGGUUAAGGAGACCCUGCAGCAGCUAGAUGCCAGCUCCUUGAUUAAUUCUUCCAAACCCUAGAGUUUAGGGAGAUCCACCUACAAACCAACCACCCUUUAGUUCACAUGCAUGGCCAUUGUCGUUGAUUAGCAGUGGAGCUAGUUGUCACACCAGUACAUCCUCCUCCACUGCAGCCUCCCUCCCCACAUUCUCCUUUACUGUAAGGAGUGGCAGUGAUGAUGGACAUAGGAUGGAGAAUGGAUGGAUUACUCUCUAGUUGUUGCCAUUGUUUGAUUAAAUUUAAUAUCUUCACUUUGAAUUCUGUUUUAAUUUUUGCAAAACUUUUUUUUAGAAAAAAUUGAAAUGUUUUGAAAUCACUCAUUCUGAAUAUUUCAAUCAGCCUUGCAACUGUAUGUUGUAUAUUUCUUUAAAUGAAUUGUCAACAUGUUCGAACACUUUUUAGAGUUAGGUUUAUCAACUGACACAUUAUUUUGCACGUUUUCCUGUCAGAAUUAUCAAACUUUGUUCCUGUAUUUGAACUUUAAAAUAAAUGAUGUUACGCGAUUUAAAACCUGUGCUUUUCCCUCUUGCGUUGGGCAAUUAGUUAAAGUGAAUAAGACUGGGGCGGUGAUAAAAAUGGUAGAAUGGUCGGAACUGUUAAAAAUCAUUUUCGGUAUAAUACUGCAACCCCACAAAUACGUCCCUGAAAUGCAAUGACGUGCAAUGCUAACCAGGAAACAUAUCGUGAGGUAUCAAUGGAGUGAAAAGGCGGCAUCAGUUUUUUCAGUAUCGUGCAUGGAAAUUGAAAGUAUCGUCGAAUUUAGUACAAUAAACGUGUUGCAAUUUUCGCGUAUCAGGGAGUUUUGCCACGAUUUCAACAUCGGUAAUUUCAUGAACCGUGGAAUUCCAGUGGUGUUUGAGUCCCUGGUAUUUCACGUACCAUGGAAUUUCGGGGAAGUGAAAACACUCGAAACUUCACGUAUCGUGGAAUUUCAUCGCAUUCUACGGAAUACAAUCUUCACGUGUCGUGAACGUUUGGAUUAUAAAUUAGGAUAACACAAUCCGUAGCGUGGAAUUUUAGUGAAAAUGAAAGGCAAAAAUUGUAGCGUUCGUCAACGGCCCACUCCGUGAUUCUCGGCAAAUCUAGAAAAAUAAGGACGUUUACGGGUCUUGACACGCCGCGUUUCAAUGACGUGUCCGGAUAUCGGAUAUUCCAUGCCGCGGAAAAAGUUCGAUUCAGGAAAAAUACGGGUCCUGAUACUCAAUGUAUACGCUGCGUGUCCGGAACCCGAUACCUCUCCAUACUUCCGUUUUUCUCAAGAAUACGGGUUCGUAUCGACUAAUAUCGGGACCAUGACACAACUCAUUUCACACAGGGCCUAGGAAUACAAUUCCAGGAAAGUUCGCCUACAUUUCAAAGAGUAAGUGGGUAAGAAUAAUCGCGAUAAAGACUGAAUGAACGCAAAUUCACUUUUUGUUGGCUACGUCCCUCGUUGCCGUCGCGCGGCUGGAUCUUAAAGUCCCUAGUAAGAACUCAAAGCUUCCCACGCGCUUUUGUUAACACGAAGACGUCUUUCGAAACUGCUUUAGCGUAGAGAAUGCCUUUGUUUUAUUUGAAACAGGUCCUCUACGACUGUGAUUUUCCUUGCUCUUAUAGUAGUUGUUGCUUUUGUGCUAAUAGGUAGAGGCAAUGUUUGUCCUAUUGUUCUCUCGUAGGAUCACGCAAGUCAUAAAUGUAAAAAACUCAAGUUUCAAACUGAUUUGAUUUUACAUCAAACAUGUUUCUUUUCCAGGUCCAUAAAGUUAACAUCUUCCUUGAGCAUGAUCAGGACUACACUUUCGUUAAGGCUCUGAACUUGGUUGGUGACAGCAAACUUGUCUUCCAUCCCUUCGGCCUUGGUAGGUUUUGGACAUACAAAGAUGCAAUAGGCUUUGCCUCGAGUCAUCUACUUCACAAAAACGUAAUGAUCCUUCAUGCAGACAUCUAUGUUCACCAAGGAUUCGAGCAUCUGGAUGAGACAAUUUUAAGCAAUAAAACAAUGUAUUUUUUAACAAGGCAUUCGACGCAAAGAAACGGUUCUCUCUGCCCUCACGAAGCAAACGAGGGUACGUGUGAUCCGAAAUCACGUUACGUAGGUUCUCAUGACGCUCUUCUGUUUAGGCUACUUAAACCAGUCAGCAGUGAAGUACUAAACAAGAUUGACUAUAGAGGAAACCUUUAUGGGAUUGAGCAGGUUUUAAUGUUUUACCUAAAAGCAUAUGAAGGGUUUAAAUUUAAGAAUCCUUGCAAAAUCCUUCAGAUUGUUCACCGUCAUCGUAUGAAAUCGGCUGACCAGAAUCACUCUAGUCUUUUCCAAGGGCAAAGAAUUGAUAAUUAUUUCAAGCUGUCCUAUAGGCAUAGACCCGGAAAACUUAUUUACGCACCAUUUUCUGAUUUCUAA
Molecule: messenger RNA, 28136 nt
Organism: Porites lobata
Lineage: Eukaryota; Metazoa; Cnidaria; Anthozoa; Scleractinia; Poritidae
Source: the annotation of a GenBank genome assembly